AUGCCUCAGAUUAGGGUAAAGAAUGGACAUGCCAGUCGUACUCAUCGCUUAAAUGAUACCAUCAACGAAGCUACGAAUCAGAGGAAUUUGUUGAACUCCACCAAAACUACGGGAGGGGAUUGCGGUCCGUCGAUGGCCAGUCAGGGCGUAGCCGAGGUGAAACCAUCAGAGCCUAGCACGUCUUUCUCUAUGAAAAGAGGAGGGAUCAUAAAUGCAUCUCACCUGAAGCAGGUGCAGGCACAGGACUCAGUUUCGUCGGAUUUGGCGAGGUUUGAUGAAAGAUAUUCAUCCCUUCAAGUUGAGUCAAAAUGUUUAAGACAAAUAGCACAGCAUUGGCUACGCAAAUCGCAUGCGACUUCGGAAAUGAGGAAACCAAUGUGCGAAAAAUUCGAACUUGAAACAGUUGAUUCCACAAUUAAUUCUUCCCUUUUUGAUGACCCGCCCUAUGAAAGAGAUGAAAUAAGUUAUUCAGACCCCCCAAGUUGUUAUGGCGAAUCAGCCGCUGAAAAACAGAUCGGAAAACCACCUGAUAUCCAACGAAACAAUUCCACAAAUUACGAUUUCGGCAAAUAUCAACAAAGCGGAGACUCGUCGACAAAACCGCUAUGUACCGGUGGGUACGUUGAGACCGAUAGUUGGGAUGGCAUUGGAAAAAUUUGCCUUGGGUUUUGUGGUUUGUGUUCCAGACGCACAAAACACCAUCUUAGGUCUUCAAAACGUCAACCAAAUUUGAAGUCGGGCGACGAGAAAUCUGAGGUGUUUGAUGCUCCAACCAACAGAAACAUAGAAAGCACGAUUUCAAAUAAUUUCAAUUGUGUUACUCUAGGCACAGGUGAAGUGAAAAUGCUCUCUCAAACACAACCAGGACCGGAUUUUGAAAUAAACCAAGAGGCGACUUUAACAAAAGUGGAAGAUGAGAAAGAAAAAUCUUGCUGUCUCCCAUCGAAACUCCCGGGAUUGCAGUUAGACGAUUCAUACAGUAGCGGACCAGAAAGUGAACAACUCUGCAAACGCUUGGGAUGUCUUGGAACCAAGCAGGGAAUGAGUUUGCUAAGCAUUCACGAAGACGAUGACGACUGGUCCACCGUAAGUAUUAAGCCACCCCAAAAUCAGGCUUUAAAAAUGAAAAAUCGUAAUCAAACUGCUCGUUCUCCCCAGUCACUUCCCAAUGAUCAUGUUAGUAGGCCACAGACUUUGGAAUUGCAUGAGCAAUUCAACUGUUGUAACACCCACGCAGAUCCAUUGGUUUCUGACCGCCAGACAUCUUUGUUGCAAAAUGAGAUUUUGACGUUCAAUUCGCAGUCACUGGGACUAGUUCAUCCUUGCUACCUCAAUUCGACAGUGUCCACCCCCAGCAAUGUGUGCAAGGAUGAGGCGUCGGAGCAGUCCCAAACUUACGUUUGCCCCAAACCAAAUGUUUCGCUCCCUGAAUUAAGCGGUCACAGAACUAGAAGCAACACUUGCCACAAAAUUUCCAGUCUUAGCUCUUUUUUUGAUACGUUUCCCUGUGCAGAGACUAUGUGGCCUAACUCCGGUUCCCGUAAUUCAAAACCAUACGUGUUUGAGAAGACCUGCAAUGAAUCCGAAGCUUUAAGCCAAAGGACUUAUGUGAUCGCAAAAAUCGACCUCACUGAGUCGUGUGGACCGCAAACUUAUUCCAUUCCUUCAAACUCCCACUGCGAAGUGGAUGAUACUGUAAAAAAUGAGUGUUUAAAUCAGCACAAUAAUAAUGCAACGAACGAAGUCUCCCCAGGGACCGACUUUGCUCUUCCCGGAAUGGUUAAAAAACCUCCAUCAUUUCUCAGUCUGAUAAAAGAAGCUCGUGCUGCUAAUAUGGUUCCACCAAGCUUGUCAACACCCUCAUAUUCGUGGGAGAAGAAGGAAGCUCCCGAAAAUGACUAUAUGACUCUUCCAUCCCGACAGCCAAAGCGACAAAAACAAGUUGAUGAACUUGGGAAGGAAAUCACGCCCAAAAACGAAAUGGAAGGUGUUGUGGAAACGAACCCUGCCAUGCCUUCACCUCAGGUAAAUCAAAACAGCACAAACGAAACAAAAGCGCCUUCGUUACAGAGUGUUAUUGAAAAUAUGCAGAAGUUAAAAGCCACAGAGAUGCAAAUGAAGGUUAAAAAGGAAAAGGAGAGAAGUAAAAAAAUUGGCACUGAGUCUGAAAAGGCUCUAACUGCUAGUCAGGCUAUGGAAAAUACCAAAGGUUCACUAGUAGUUGACUACAAGGAACGCAGACGCUUACGACAACAGAAGGAGCUAGAGGAGGCACGAAAGGAAGUGAUCGAGGCAACCAGAAGUGCUCUCAAGGACCGGAUUGCAUUCAGCAAGAAGGAAGGCAAUAGCACCGCCUCUUUGGGAGUCAGUAAAACUCUGUUUUGCGGAUCCACGAAAGCAAUGUUUAGUCCCAAUGCAUCUUUGAGUAAUAUAGAAAAAGUCCCAGAAGAAGUGGAGGAAAAGGAAGUACCGAUAUCAGAAGCCGUAGUAGAAGAGUCCAAAACAGAACUGGCGCAUUGCCCAAUCCCUGUCGCUGAUGUGAGCCAAGAUGGUGUUGAGAAAGAUGGAGCUAGUAAAUGUGAACCCUUUAAAAGGGAAAUAGGGAGCAAGCCUCGGCGUGGCAAGAAAAUGAGAAAAAAGACCAAGCGGGUCAACGACGAAAAAAAUAUCAACCCACUAUCGCCUAGCAACAUGCAGCUUGUACCUGUGGAAAACACCCUAGUUAAAUCCUUUCCAAUUUUCCCCAGCAAUCGCAGCCAAACUUUUACUACAUUCAUAACCCCUGGGAAUUCAUGA
Messenger RNA from Hydatigera taeniaeformis, 2796 nucleotides. Lineage: Eukaryota; Metazoa; Platyhelminthes; Cestoda; Cyclophyllidea; Taeniidae. The record is from the annotation of a GenBank genome assembly.